Racocetra persica is the source of this 2007-nucleotide messenger RNA. The record is from the annotation of a GenBank genome assembly. Lineage: Eukaryota; Fungi; Glomeromycota; Glomeromycetes; Diversisporales; Gigasporaceae.
ACGACAUAUCAAUAUCAAGACAGCCUUCCAAAGUUACCCAUACCUCCCUUGGAAGAGACUUUACAAAGAUACUUAUCUGUCGUCAAGCCUCUUCAGAUAGAGAAGGAUCAUUUGCAAACUAUCUCUGCAGUGGAACAAUUCCUUCAAAAUGAAGGUCCAAAACUUCAAGAAAAACUUCAAAGCUAUGCUACUGAUAAAUCCAGCUAUAUAGAAGAAUUUUGGUAUGAUUCUUAUCUCAAUUAUACCGAUCCCGUGGUCCUUAACUUGAAUCCAUUCUUUGUUUUGGCGGAUGAUCCAACUCCUGCAAGAAACAACCAAGUUUCUCGUGCUGCUUCAUUGAUACACUCAUCUUUGAAUUUCAUCCAUGCAUUGAGAACUGAAACGUUGGAACCUGAUAUGUUUAGAGGAAAACCUCUAGACAUGUCGCAGUUUCAACGUAUGUUUGGAACUGCUCGUUUACCAACCGAAAAUGGUUGUAAAAUGAAUACUGAUAAUGAAUCUAGGCAUAUUGUUGUUUUAUGUCGUGGUCAAUUUUAUUGGUUUCAAGUUUUAAAUGAAAAGAAUGAAGUUGGAAUUACUGAAAAAGAAUUAAUUGCCAAUUUAAAAACAAUAAAACAAGAUGCCCUUGAUUUACCGAAUGUUGAAAUAGCGAAACAAGCUGUAGGAAUUCUCUCCACUGAAAAUCGUAGAGUUUGGGCUGAACUUAGAGUUAUGUUAGAAAAGUCAUCAGAGAAUACCGAUUUUUUAAAAGUGCUUGAUUCGGCAUUAUUCGUUGUCUGUUUGGACGAAGUAUCUCCUAAAACUGGUGAUGAACUAGCAACUAACAUGCUUUGCGGAACAUAUGAAAUACAAGAAGGUGUACAAGUUGGUACCUGUGCUAAUCGGUGGUAUGAUAAAUUACAAAUUAUUGUAUGUGAAAAUGGUUCAGCUGGAGUAAAUUUUGAACAUACAGGUGUUGAUGGACAUACUGUUUUACGUUUCGUUUCCGAUAUCUAUACCGAUACAAUAUUUCGCUUUGCGUCGACCAUUAGUCCUCAUAAUUCAAUAUUUCCUGGAAGUUUACAAGGCAAACCAAAGAAUUCAAAUGGUGUCAGUCCUAUUGAUAACAUGCCAAAAAAACUUGAAUGGAUAUUAACUCCUGAAAUACGCACUGGAAUUAGAUUUGCCGAAACAAGAUUAAGUGAUCUUGUUCUGCAAAACGAGGUUCAAGUUCUUGAAUUUGAAAAAUAUGGAAAAAGUUUUAUUACAAGUUGUAAUAUGAGUCCGGAUGCAUUUGUACAAAUCGCUUUUCAAGCUGCUUAUUACGGCCUAUAUGGGUCAGUUGAAAGUACAUAUGAACCUGCUAUGACUAAGGCAUUCCUCCAUGGUCGUACAGAAGCGAUUCGUUCCGUAACAGCUGAAUGUGUUGAUUUUGUUAAAUUUUGGUGGACUGAUUCACCAGCUUUGGAAAAACUUGAACUUCUCCGAAAAGCACUUCAAACUCAUGUGAAUUUGACAAAGAUGUGUGCACAAGGAUUAGGCCAAGAUAGACAUUUAUAUGCAUUGCUGUGUGUUUGGCAAAGGGAAACUGGUAGAACCCCUGAUAGUGAAGAAAAGAUGCCUUCGAUAUUUAAAGACUCUGGUUGGCAAACAUUGAAUCAUACCGUUCUUAGUACAAGUAAUUGUGGGAAUCCUGCAUUAAGAUUUUUCGGAUUUGGUCCCGUAGUUUCUGAUGGAUUUGGAAUUGGUUAUAUUAUUAAGGAUGAUGGAAUUGCUUUUUGUGCAUCUUCCAAACAUAGACAAACGCGUCGCUACCUUCAAACUUUGGAAAAUUAUCUUAAUGAUGUACAUUUACUACUCCGAUCUGAAAAACGUAUACCUGGAAUUGCUAAUUCUAAACAUGAAAAACGCAUUAGUUUGCUUUCAGGGUAUGGUUACUUUGAUGCUGGUGGUAUUGAUCAAUUACUUGAGCAUCGAUUAGAAGAAAAGAGAGGGGGUAUCAAAUCGGUUGGCAAGGCAUUAAAAUUG